This is a messenger RNA of Blastomyces gilchristii SLH14081, 1569 nucleotides long. RefSeq names its product mitochondrial carrier protein. The coding region runs from base 1 to 1569 and encodes 522 amino acids. The record is from RefSeq and is a predicted model, not a curated record. The transcript has 2 exons. Lineage: Eukaryota; Fungi; Ascomycota; Eurotiomycetes; Onygenales; Ajellomycetaceae.
AUGCCGAACGAUCAAGAUAUUCCUUACGAAGCUUCAAUUGAACACUUCGAGCUCUACCACAUCUACAAUGACACCAGCAGCGAUGAUACGGCCUGCAGAUACCGUCCAGACAGCGAGGAUUGGAAAGCCGCUGUUCUGAAGGGCCCGGCGUUGCCGGCCCUUGGCCAGGGGAUAGCAGGGGCCGCGGGUGCAGCUGUCUCGACUAUCUCGACGUAUCCGCUUAGUUUGAUUGUUACGCGGUUGCAGUUACAGAGACAGUUGAGGGCGGUGAAGGAGAGGGAUAGGGAGAGGAAAAGACGGAGUGAGAAGGGGAAGGGGAAAACGAAGAGUGAAGGUGUUGAUAUCGAUGAUGAUGGAGAUGGAGAUGGAGAUGAAGAGGAGUAUAAAGGAAUUAUAGAUGCUGCGAAGAAAAUUUAUGAGAAUGAGGGCGGGUUGCGCGAGUUAUAUGCGGGGCUUACGCAGGCGACUGGAAAGGCCGUCAUGGAUUCAUUUGUGUUCUUCCUUACUUAUUCAUUCUUGCGACAGAGGCGACUGCGCGCGAGGGGAUUGAAGAUGCAUGGUAGCUUCCUGCCUGUGGUGGAUGAGUUGGCUGUGGGAUAUUUGGCCGAGUCGUUUACCAAGUUGCUUACGAUGCCGGUCUCGACUGUAUUGACGAGAAAGCAGGUUGAGGGCCUGGUGUCAGCUUCAUCAUCAACAGAACCCGGGAAGAAGACGGCAAAAACACACACGUCUUCAACGAGUGAUAUAGUGUCCGCCAUCAUCACCGAAAAGGGUCUGCGUGGUCUCUGGGCUGGCUACUGCGCCUCCCUCAUCCUCUCCCUAAACCCUUCCCUCACCUUCCUCCUCAACCAAUUUUUCAAACUCUCCCUCCUCCCCCGCGACAAGCGCAGACGACCCCCUGCAUCAGCCACAUUCCUCUUCGCCGCCAUCAGCAAGGCUAUCGCCUCCUCCCUCACCUAUCCAUUCUCCAUGGCAAAGACACGGGCCCAGGCCGCCACCGCCACAGCUACAUCUGCACCUACUACACGCCCACCACCCACAAUCCUCCACGCCAUCUACAGCAUCGCCCGCACCGAGGGCUUCGCCGCUCUCUACGCAGGACUCAGCGGGGACGUCCUCCGCGGCUUUUUCAGCCAUGGCAUCGCCAUGCUCGCAAAGGACACGGUGUACAGGCUCGUGGUGCGUGCGUACUACCUCCUCCUUAGGAUAGUGCGCCGGUAUCCUUCCCCGGAGGAGUUAUUGGCACGGGCGAGGGCGCGGGCUGAGGAAGUUGCGGUGGAGAUGAGGGAAGGUGCUGGAGAGUUGGCGGCCAAGGCGGGCGAGAAGGCGGGUGAUGUGAAGGGGGCUGUCGUUAAGGGGAUGGCGGGAAUGUCGGGGAUCGGCAGUGGGAGGGCUGCGGGGAUUAUUGGCAAAGUGGCGGAUGGGACGGCGGAGGUUAAGAGUAGGGUGGUGGAGGAUGUGUAUGAGGAUUCGAAUGCGACGGCGGAGAUGGUGGGGGAAUAUGUAGAAGAUGAGGCGGAGGAGUGGAGGAGCUUGUAUCGGUGGUUUUGGGAUAAGGGGAAAUUGUGA